AUCCUAUAUAUGAGAAAAGUCCUUAAAAAGACCUAAGAUAAAAAGUCCACGAGAACAGCAUCUCUCAUCACUCGUACCAUUUUGCCCUCCAAAAACACCCAACAACCCCCUCCCCCUCCCCCCAAACAGAAAGGCAUUUCGAUCUUUUACUCCACCCCCAUGCACCUAAUAGCGUAACAACAAUACCAACUCUGCCGCAUUACCCCAACCUUCUUAAUUCACCUCCCUGGCCUUGUACCCUGUUUCAUUUCUUCAAAGCCAUCUCUCUCCCUGGAUCAAGCCCCCGCUUCCACAAAAACAACUUCCCGCUUGCAACUCUGAGUACUCUGGCCUCAAUAUGCCGAUAAAGAUAAAUCCUUUCAAUGACGCCCGGUUGCUGCUAAGUUUGUUCCUGGUGAUCAUUGCCGUUUUUACUGUCCCGGGGACGGCUGAAGGUGAUGAGAAGUGCAACUCCUGCACUCAAAUCUCCCCACCACCACCAUCUCCGCCACCCCCUUGUCCGCCACCUCCACCGCCACCAGUUCUUCCACCACCGCCGCCUUCUCCCAAGAAGCCGCCAACCCAAUACUGCCCUCCGCCGCCUGCCCCGCCGUCAUCGUUCCUAUACAUAACUGGUCCACCUGGCAACUUGUAUCCUAUUGACGAGGAUUUCAAUGGUGCCGCCCGGGACAUGGUCACGAGGUUGCCUGUUUUGGUCGGCUGUGGAUUAAUGUUGGGUCUUCUGCCCAAUCUUUGGUGACUUCACUGCGGUAAGAUUCAGAAUUUACGAAGGAAAGAAUUUUAUGGACAUAUAUAUGUUAAGGCAAAGGUUUUUUCUUUUUAUUAAUGUUUUUUGGGCAAGUGAGCUCAAGAUUUUAAAAGACGGGAGAAGUUGUACUCGUUUUAAUCAGUAAUACCCAUCUUGGUUCAUGCUUUAUCUGAAUUCAAUUCAGAAAUUUUCAAUAACAACUUUAUUCUGAUC
Juglans microcarpa x Juglans regia is the source of this 961-nucleotide messenger RNA. RefSeq names its product leucine-rich repeat extensin-like protein 3. The transcript has a single exon. The record is from RefSeq and is a predicted model, not a curated record. Lineage: Eukaryota; Viridiplantae; Streptophyta; Magnoliopsida; Fagales; Juglandaceae. The coding region runs from base 338 to 739 and encodes 133 amino acids.